This is a messenger RNA of Corticium candelabrum, 460 nucleotides long. RefSeq lists its product as uncharacterized. The record is from RefSeq and is a predicted model, not a curated record. Bases 24 to 377 code for a protein of 117 amino acids. Lineage: Eukaryota; Metazoa; Porifera; Homoscleromorpha; Homosclerophorida; Plakinidae. The transcript has a single exon.
GUUGACAUCGAGGGUUAAUCGUCAUGGUGUUGCUUUGCUUGGGUUCUUCGGUCUCAUCACGAUUCGCCAUUGCCUGGCAUUUCUCAGGUGGAAUAGCUAUAGUCCAAGUUGGGUUUGGACGUGAGACGACGUUGCAGAAUGUUGCUGAUUUGGUUGUGUUUUGCUUCAAUUUGAUUGGCUGUUGUCUGUCGUUGGUCAUGACUGUUGCGUUGCCGGUGUUUUGCAGUCGAAUGUCGAUGCAGUUGAGGGUGGAUAUGCUCUGCUUGAAUAAGGAUGAUGAUGAUGAUGUUGAAGGUGGUGAUGAGGAGAGUCGGGGUUUGAGUAAUAAGUCAAUGUUUCGUAAUUUGUGGACAAAGUGCAAGCAGCUUGCUUCGUAGUUGUGGCCGAAGAAGCAUUAGUAUUGUGUGUUUGUCUGUUUGCUUGUCUGUGUGUCUGUCAGUCUGUCUCUCUGAAUAUUACU